AUGUUGGGUGUGUUCAGUAGCUCCAUCGUGUCGCCGCCAGACGAGCUCGUGGCCGCCGGAAGCAAAACUCCUUCGCCGAAGAUGACGGCGGCGGCGCUGCGGAAGCGGUUCGAGGAGAAGAACGCCUCCGCAGUAUCGGUGGAGAUCGGAGAGCAUGUCAACCUGGCUUAUACCCAUCACAACGAGUCGCAGUGGCAACCCAGAUCUUUUGCUGUGAAGGAUGAGGUCUUCUGCUUGUUUGAGGGAGUCCUUGAGAAUUUAGGGCACUUGAGACAACAAUAUGGACUGGCCAAGGCAGCCAAUGAAGUAUUGUUGGUGAUUGAAGCUUACAAAGCUUUGCGUGACAGAGCACCCUACCCUGCUAAUCAUGUUGUUGGCCAUCUCAGUGGGAACUUUGCUUUCAUAGUUUUUGACAAAUCCACUUCUACCCUCUUUGUGGCCUCUGAUCAAUAUGGUAAGGUACCUCUAUACUGGGGAAUUACUGCUGAUGGCUAUGUAGCAUUUGCUGAUGAUGCAGAAUUGCUUAAAGGUGCUUGUGGCAAGUCACUUGCUUCUUUCCCUCAGGGAUGUUUCUACUCUACAGCUGUUGGAGGGUUGAAGUGCUAUGAGAAUCCUAAAAAUAAGAUUACUGCAGUUCCUGCUAACGAGGAAGAAAUCUGGGGUGCAACCUUCAAGGUGGAAGGGCCAGCAGUUGUUGCAGCCAGACAAUAA
Messenger RNA from Sphenostylis stenocarpa, 711 nucleotides. The record is from the annotation of a GenBank genome assembly. Lineage: Eukaryota; Viridiplantae; Streptophyta; Magnoliopsida; Fabales; Fabaceae.